CUGUGCUCAGGAGGCGAAGCUGCUUGGAGAGGGAGAGCCCGGCGUCCUCUUUGGACCGCAACGUGUGUGUGGUCUCAUAACUCAGGAUCGGACCCGGAGGAUAGCAGUUUGUCCGGACCGUCUCGGGUUGGAGGUAAAGGCCGGUCUGUGGGGGCGUUCAGGGACUGAGGGAAGCGGGGUCUGCAGACGCUGGGCAGAUCGGGGGCUUGAGGAUCCACAUUUGACACAUCGGCAAACUGAGGAGCAGAGAAGGCAAGACCUGCCCAGAGUCACUCAGUCUGUUCGUGGCAGAGACGGGAAUCGGACCGAGGUCGUCGGACUCCAAAGGCUAGGAAACCAUCCCUUGUAAGAAAUACGAAAGAAACAGCUCAACAAAACUGACCAGCACCUUAAGCUGACUGUGCUCCACACCCAUGGUCCUCUACCUCUGCAAAGAAGGAGAGGACUACAGAAGAAGAGGGAAUGGCUACUGUGUCCCUGAUAACCAAGGCCCAGGAAUCAGUGACAUUUAAGGAUGUAGCUGUAAACUUCACCCAGGAGGAGUGGGGACAGCUGAACCCUGCUCAGAGGGAUCUGUACAAAGAUGUGAUGCUGGAGAACUAUAGAAACCUCAUCUCAUUGGGAUUUCCUAUAUCUAAACCAGAUGUGAUCUUCAAAUUGGAGCAAGGGAAAGAGCCAUGGAUGUUCAAUCUGCAGAAAGUCAGAGAGAGAGAGGUCCCAAGAAAUUCCUCUCCAAACUGGGAGAACAGGCUUGACACCCAACACUCAACUCAAAAUGAGAACAUUUCUGAAGAAGCAGAAUCACCAGGGAUAUUAGUUCCUUCAGAUCCUACAUUUGGAGAAAUUCCUCUGUCUGAGAGUAGAUUGGAAAAGCAUGAGGAAAACUCUGAAGAGAAAAAAUGGAAGAAAUCCCUUUCCCAUGAGAACACUUUCAAGCAGUUGUCAAUCAGUCUCACAGAAAGCCCCAUUAAAGAAAGAGACCAUGAAUGUAAAGAAUGUGGAAAAAAAUUCUUUGACCGCCCAUCCCUUACACGACAUCAAAGGACUCAUAAGGGAGAGAAGCGCUAUAAAUGUAACGAAUGUGGAAAAACUUUCUCUAAACAUUCAUCUCUUACUGAACACGACAGAAUUCAUACUGGAGAGAAACCCUAUGAAUGUGAUGAAUGUGGAAAGGCCUUCAGCCUGAAAAGUAACCUAACUCGACAUCAGCUAACACAUACUGGAGAAAAACCCUAUGAAUGUGAUGAAUGUGGGAAGGCCUUUAGCCGUAGAAGUGGACUUAUGAGGCAUCACAUGACUCAUACAGGAGAAAGUCCCUAUAAAUGUUAUGAAUGUGGGAAAGCCUUCUUUAACCCUUCAUCUCUUACUGAACAUGAGAGAAUUCAUACUGGAGAAAAGCCCUAUGAAUGUGAUGAAUGUGGGAAAGCUUUCUCUAACCAGUCAUCUCUAACUGUACAUGAGAGAAUUCAUACUGGAGAAAAACCCUAUGAAUGUGAUGAAUGUGGGAAAGCCUUCUCUAUACAUUCAUCCCUUACUGUACAUCAGAGAAUUCAUACUGGAGAGAAGCCUUAUGAGUGUGAUGAAUGUGGGAAAGCCUUCUUUGACUGUUCAUCCCUUACUAGGCACCAAAGAACUCAUACUGGAGAGAAACCCUAUUUAUGUAGUGUGUGUGGGAAAGUCUUCAGCAGCAAGGCAUCUGUCAUCCAACAUCAACGACGUUAUGCCAGAGAGUAACAUAGGAAUAUAAUACUUUAAGAAAAA
This is a messenger RNA of Trichosurus vulpecula (common brushtail), 1761 nucleotides long. RefSeq names its product zinc finger protein 239-like. Gene Ontology annotation, biological process: negative regulation of transcription by RNA polymerase II. Bases 463 to 1734 code for a protein of 423 amino acids. Gene Ontology annotation, molecular function: RNA polymerase II transcription regulatory region sequence-specific DNA binding; DNA-binding transcription repressor activity, RNA polymerase II-specific. NCBI's taxonomy places the organism in Eukaryota, Metazoa, Chordata, Mammalia, Diprotodontia, Phalangeridae. The transcript has 6 exons. The record is from RefSeq and is a predicted model, not a curated record. Gene Ontology annotation, cellular component: nucleus.